AUGAUAAAAAUAAAUAUGCUUGAUGCCUUAUCUCAAAGAAAAGAAAGUUGCCAGACUCUCCCUAGCCCCAUAGGUUUGCUUUUAUCAGAUUUUUCCACCCCGAAUUCUUCUAUAUGUCUGAGUUGUAAUAUGAUUUUUCAAAAAAAAGAAGACUUAUUUACCCACACAAAUUUAUUUAGAAGCCAUGAAGAGGAAACAAUUUUCAAACCAGAAAUUCAAAUUAAACCAGAAAAAGAAGACAUAGAAAUUCCGCACAAGUUAAAGUGCAAGUUUUGUGGCUUAUUACUGACAAAUAAUAAAGGAUUAAAGCAACAUAUAGGGAAAAUGCAUGUCACUAAAAAUAAAAAUGCAAGAUGCUCUCAAUGUGCAAAGAGAUUCAAAACAAAAUACGCAGUGAGAUUUCACUUCAAUCAAGUUCAUGCAAGAUCAACUAGGGUUGCAUGUGAGAACUGUGGAAAAGAAAUGUAUAAUAAAUAUGUGCUUAGUGAACAUAUGAAAAACUGUAUUGGCGAAUAG
Blepharisma stoltei is the source of this 516-nucleotide messenger RNA. Lineage: Eukaryota; Ciliophora; Heterotrichea; Heterotrichida; Blepharismidae. The record is from the annotation of a GenBank genome assembly.